AUGGCAAGUCUGGGAGGCAGGUGGGCGCGGGCAGGCCGCCCCGCGCGUGGCGCUGCGCGGCCGCGGGCCGCGGCCAGCGCGCCGCCGGACCCUUUUGCCGAGCGGACUGUGUACCGGGACAAUGUGCUGGACCGGGCCAUGAUCUACUACUUCUCCAGCGUCAUGUCCAAGCAGCUGGGAGGCAAGCCGUUUGACGGCAGCUGGGACGGGUUUGUGGACCUGUCUCGGGAGAUCAUGCGGGGCCGCAACUCGGCGGAGCAGCAGGAGACGGUGGCGGGGGUGCUGGCGGGGCUGCUGCCGCCGCAGGCGCCCGAGCGCUUCCGCCGCUGGUUCCCGCUGAACAAGUUCAAUGCGGAAACCAAUGCCUUCAUCACCGUGCUGGGCUUUGCCUGGCUGGUGGGCGCCUCGGAGCUCAAGGAGGUGGAGGUCGAGUUUGAGGGGAGGACGCAAAAGUGGAUGAGCGGCGUGAAGAUCAAGAAGUGUCGCUACCUGGAGAGCAGCGGCUGCGUGGGCAUGUGCACCAACAUGUGCAAGCUGCCCACGCAAAAGUUCUUCACCGAGACCUUUGGCCUGCCGCUGACGAUGGACCCCAACUUUGAGGACCUGUCUUGCGAGAUGGUGUUUGGGCGGGCACCGCCGCCGGUGGAGCUGGACAAGGUGUACAGCCAGCCGUGCUUCACCAAGCAGUGCAACCUGGGCACUGUGAGCAGCAAGAACUUGAGCCAGCCCUGCCCCAAGAUCGACACGGAGCGCAGCAAGAAGGAGGCGGCUGGCCUGCUGCCGCUCGCAGCGGCUGCGGCAAACGACGCCCACGCGCCGUGGCAGCCAAAGUGAGAAGAGUUGCUGCUGAAUUUUGACCUGUAUGCUCGUAGCUAGCCGCCAAUUUAUCACCUCAGCAGAUUUUGGAGAGCAAAACCCAGACUUGUAUUUCAUGCCACGUUGACCAUUCGGCAUUGCGAUCGUUGCCCCUGCAAGCUUGUUCCCUGUGGCUGUGUUACUAUGAGAAUUAACCAAAGGCUGUAAUACUUGAGACUG
Molecule: messenger RNA, 1035 nt
Organism: Chlorella variabilis
Lineage: Eukaryota; Viridiplantae; Chlorophyta; Trebouxiophyceae; Chlorellales; Chlorellaceae
Exons: 9
Coding region: 1-834 (277 amino acids)
Molecular function (GO): iron ion binding
Source: RefSeq, a predicted model, not a curated record